Molecule: messenger RNA, 756 nt
Organism: Heterobasidion irregulare TC 32-1
Lineage: Eukaryota; Fungi; Basidiomycota; Agaricomycetes; Russulales; Bondarzewiaceae
Exons: 7
Coding region: 1-756 (251 amino acids)
Molecular function (GO): phosphatase activity
Source: RefSeq, a predicted model, not a curated record
AUGGCGAAAGACAUCGAACGGCAGCUCAUCGUGUUCGACUUUGACUGGUCUCUUGCUGAUCAGGAUACGGAUAGAUGGAUAUUCGAGGUCCUAGCUCCCGACAUUCGUCGCAAGAUGAAGACACUCAAGGAAGAAAUUCAGUGGACAGAUCUUAUUGCUCAGUCACUAAGAGAGCUUCAUGAACGAGGUGGGACCAGGGAGGAUAUUGAAGGCGCGCUAAAGAUCAUGCCUUUCCACCCUGCUAUGGUACGCGGCGUCAAGGCCGUCAAGGCGGCUUCAAAGCCUGCUACAACCUUCUUCUGCCUCUCGAACGCCAACUCGGUCUUCAUCACCACUAUUCUUCAGUCCAAGGGCCUUCAGGAUCUCUUCACUGAGAUCGUGACCAACCCCGCCGAAUGGGACCCUUCGGGCCUGCUCAAGCUUCGCCGCCGGGUCGAUCCCGCUGGCCCUCAGCACUCCUGCAAAGUCGGAUGCAGCCCGAACAUGUGCAAAGGUGACGAACUUGAAGCAUUCCUGGCGCGGCAUCGACCAGAUUUCGACCGGAUAAUUUACGUCGGCGACGGCUCUAACGAUUUCUGCCCCAUUCUCCGCCUGAGAAGCCAAGAUAUGAUCCUCUGCCGUCAGUAUAGAGGCUUGGAAAAACGCAUUGCCAAGGAAGGCGAGAAGGAAGGUCUCAAGUGUCAAGUUCGGUACUGGGCAGGAGCAUGGGAGGUAGAAGAGAUAUUCAAGCAGUUGCCUAAUGUCAUCGCAACCUAA